UUGCUGGUGGUAGAGGACAAUCAACACCACCAUUCACAGUGACAUUUGGUGAUGGACAACCUACAGCCGAUGUUACCAGUUACUUACCUACGUGUGUUGUGCCCAGUGGAUCAGGACCAUUCAUUCGACUAGAGAAGACUGAUGGUAGUCUAGUGUUGGGUGAGACAGGUGCCUUCUCAGGAGUUACUAUUGUACAGGUGAACACCACAGUACAUCCUAUACUGGACACUUCAUACACUGGACUGUACCAUUGCAGAACAGCUACACACAACUCUUCACACACAUAUCAACUCAACAUUGUAGCUCAACAAGUUCAGUCAGGACCAUCCCCUACACCACUGACAUUGACCAACACUGGUGCUACUCACAACAUACCAUGCGUGUCAAGUGGAAACUUUCCUAUCAACUCAUCUUGGAUCUCAACAUUAACUCUAAACACACAGAUGAUCCAGACGGUGACACCUACGAAUAUGGUGAACUCAACGUUCAGCUUCCAGCAGAAUGAUUCACAGAUAGUGUUUACCGAAAGUGAUACAUCAGGCGUUACCUUCAUUAUACUCUGUACGACAUCGUAUACUACACACUUUGAUUGUUAUGGAAUGGGCUCAAAUCCUCCGCGUCCACAAGGUGUGAUUGACACAUGUGUGAAUGCUUCCAAAUCAAUAUCUACCACUGUCUCUGUCACAAUCCGAGCACUAUGUCCAGAUCUCAAUAACCGUGGUUUCAAUUACAAACCUUUUCCCGGUUUCAGCAGACAACCAGGUCCCCCAAUACCCAUCGAGUGCAUAAAAGGUUUUCUGUCUAACAAUAGUAUGGAAAUAACCCAGUCUACAUGCCAGGGCAACGGAAGGUGGCAACCAAGUCCACCAUUGUGUGAAAGUUGCAUGUUUGAAUGCAAUGACACUUAUGUGGUGGAUUGCAAUCAUGUACCGGCAGUGGGAAUGGCAAUGGCAACUGUCAACUGUAUUUGUGGACAAAACUUCCAAUGGACCAUGGGCAAAUGUCAACCCACACAUUGUCGGGAGUUAUUCUUGGCAACUUUGGUGACUAUACCCAGGAGUGCUGUUGGUACCAGCAUCACUGCAUCAUGUAAGACUGGUUACGAUAACAUCUCAAUUCCAUCUUCAGUGAAUUGCCAAGUUAAUGGAACAUGGACUACACUACCAACUUGCCAAGUUACUUUUAUGGAUCCAACGGCUAUCACGGCAAUAUCAGCUACUUCAACUCUAUCCUACACCACUACUGGCGCAGACAGUCAAACCUCAUCGUUAUACAUCCUUGGCACAGUGAUCGGCGCUGGUAUUGGCGGGAUAUUAGUAACGUUGGUGGCCGUAAUAGUGUAUCGAAAGAUGCAAAGCAAAGCGGUGCAGACUGAAGUUCCGAGUCAGACACAAAAUGCAGCAUACGAAGACGCUGAUAUUGCGGAGAGUUCCCUCACCAAAAGUGAUGCUUACGGUGUUGUAGAAUCCUCCCCGCAACCACAGCCUGAAUAUAUCUGCCUUCAUUAACUGAUUAGGCACGUUUUUCAUUCGCCUCUGUACUUUGGGCCGCUUUUCCUCAAUUCUCUGAUUCCGUAAAGAUUCCCUCGGAAUACAUUAUUCCAUUUCUACCCUGGUGCAUUUUGAUUCCGGCUAGAUUUUCAAAAUUAACCUUUCGCAUUUCCUCACACUGUCGCAUUCUGUACCAUUUUCAUAUCAUACCUCCCCAGACGCAUUGUGUUCCUUAGGGUCGUUUUUCCGGGAAUGUGCAAGAAUAGUUCACCUAUCUUUCUAUUUCAGCUUUCUUUCGUUGCAGUUCACAUAUAUGCUUCAAACUAACAUUAUCCUUAGGGGAACCCACAGCUCUUCCUUAGCGAGCCUCAUUGUAACACUAAAACUAUUCACCCUAUACGUACAAGAGAUCUCCUGUAUUCAUCCUCUGCAUUAAUAAUUAAUAAUAUGUCCCACGGAUCGCCGAAGUCGCACCAACCUCUUCUUCACAUUGUACCGCUGGCUUUUAUCUAGGGCUAUACGUGAUGAAUUAGUACGUACUGUUCUCACUGAAGUGAUUUGUAAUGUUGUUCUCUCUACAACAUUCUCCUUUUAACUGCAUGCACCUCCUCGCCUCGUCCUUAUCUCUGAUAUUUUGUUCACAGAACACCUCCAAGUAUCUCAAUUUCAGAUGUGUUUCGUCCAUGUAAGGCCAAUGAUUCAUCGCGCUGCUAACACAUAAAGCUGUGUGAGUAUUUUUGCUUUCGUUAGUGUUUUCUUC
Molecule: messenger RNA, 2250 nt
Organism: Sycon ciliatum
Lineage: Eukaryota; Metazoa; Porifera; Calcarea; Leucosolenida; Sycettidae
Exons: 8
Coding region: 444-1508 (354 amino acids)
Source: RefSeq, a predicted model, not a curated record